CCAGCGUCAGAGCUGUCAUUCGUCGCUCCCUUGUCGGUGGCGGUACCUGCUCCAGGUGGACCUGAGGGCCUGCGGCCAGGGGCGGCCCCGAAGGCAGGAGGCGGAGGGGAAGCAGGAGUAAUGGAGUCCAAAGAGGAACAAGUGGUCAAAGAUCUAAAUGCGGAAAAUGCCCAAGAAGAAAACGAAGGAGGGGAGCAGGCACCCUUGCAGAAUGAAGAGGAAUCCCACCAUCUGGGAAGGGGUGAAGGGCAGAAACCUGGAGGAAAUAUCAGAAGGGGGCGGGUUAGGCGACUUGUCCCAAAUUUUCGUUGGGCCAUACCUAACAGGCAUAUUGAUCACAAUGAAGCUGGAAAUGACGUAGAAAGGUUUGUAGGGCAGAUGAUGCAAAUCAAGAGAAAGACUAGGGAGCAGCAGAUGAAGCACUAUAUGCCUUUCCAAACUCCCGAACCUGACAAUCAUUAUGAUUUUUGCCUCAUACCUUGAAUCUUAAAGUUUUCCCUGAGGUUAAUUAUGUGGCCAUUGCUUUACAAGCUUGUAUUUUUGUGACUUACUUUUUCUGAAAAUCUUUUGAUGUUUCUACUUACAGUUUUUAAUUGAAUAUUGGUUUGUCUCAAUCUAUAAGUUUCUAUCAGCAUGGCAAUUUCACCCAUUUAAGGAAAGGAUAUUUUUUUCAUAACGUGAAAUUAAUAAAGCAGUUUAAAAAGCAGUCUCUA
This is a messenger RNA of Carlito syrichta (Philippine tarsier), 713 nucleotides long. It is a transcript of the gene BEX4, whose product is annotated as brain expressed X-linked 4. The coding region runs from base 121 to 483 and encodes 120 amino acids. The transcript has 2 exons. The record is from RefSeq and is a predicted model, not a curated record. Gene Ontology annotation, cellular component: nucleus; cytoplasm. NCBI's taxonomy places the organism in Eukaryota, Metazoa, Chordata, Mammalia, Primates, Tarsiidae.